AUGUUGCUCUUCUGUUCUGGCAUGCGAGAGACCGAAACAGGAGUAAUAAUAAACUGCGAAGUAAAGCCAAAAUCAAAAGUGUUUUCCAUUGCAUGGUCAGACGAUGUCCUAAAUAUUUCAGUCACAUCCAUGGCAGUGGAGAAUAAAGCGAACAAAGAAGUGGUGGAGAUCCUUCACAAUCUCUUCAAAGUCCCAAAGAACAGAAUAAAAAUCGUAUCAGGACACAAGUCAAAGAGCAAGUCUGUUCUAGUGGAAGAAAUAAACAAAGAAGAUGCAAAAAACAAACUGGAAAAAAUAAAUUGA
Messenger RNA from Nematocida minor, 303 nucleotides. RefSeq lists its product as uncharacterized. Gene Ontology annotation, cellular component: cytoplasm. The transcript has a single exon. The record is from RefSeq and is a predicted model, not a curated record. Lineage: Eukaryota; Fungi; Microsporidia. The coding region runs from base 1 to 303 and encodes 100 amino acids.